AUGGAGGUGCAGUCGGAGUGUGUGGAGCCUCCUAUGGCCCCUCAGUGUGACCCCCAGCCCACAGGGAAGAUCAACAAAGCUGCCUUCAAACUCUUCGGAAAGAGGCGCACCGGCUCUGGGAUGGCCAGCUUCUUCUCCUUCAGGAACAAAGGGGCCACAAACAGCGGGAACAACGGGAAUUCUGACAAUGGGAAUUCUGUGAAUGGGAAUGGCUCGGCAGCAUCAGUGGAGCUUGUUAGAAGCAGAACCCACGAUGGACUAACAGGCUCUAACGGUGAAACUGAUGGACAGAGAGGGGAGGGGCCUGCUGGCUUGGAGGCGGUACCAGUGAGGUCUCUUAGCAAAUCGCUGAGUUUCUUCUCUUUGCUCCGACGUGGGAGUUUUAGGUCGAGUGAAAACGGAGGGACGGGAUUUGUCAGAAGAGGGAGGGGUCUAAAGGGCUUCUUCAGCAGCAUGCGAUGGAGACGUAAGGAAAAAACAAAUGAAGUAGAGGGGGAAGAAUUAGAAAGGAGGAAGGAGAAGGAUGGGGAUGUUGCCGACUCUGAAAAAGUAAAGGAUAUUACUCUCACCCUCGAACCUCCUCCGCAUCAUCACCAAGAGGAUUGUGGGAAUGCAGAGGCAGAACCUGACCUCCAAACAGAGACUCCCACUACUAGUGUUACCAUGACACCCUCACACUGUGUUGCCAUGCCAGGGCCAUCUGGUGAGCCUGACUCCCCCUUUCCUUACACACCUAUUGAUUCGCCACUGCGCCCUCCCAUUCCAAAAGCCAAAGCUUCAUUUUCAAGCCUCACCCCCUCCCUCGCUACGCCCCCUUUGGAUCGCUGCAGCACAGGUGACCCUCCCUCAGAACCUUCAGUGGAUCGCCUCUGCUCUCUCCUCUUCACUGAUGUCACAUCCCUAAAGAGCUUUGAUUCACUAACAGGCUGCGGUGACAUAAUUGCUGAUGCAGAUGAGGAGGGACCAGGGGGUAACGGGGGCAGCGGUACCAGCAGCAGCAGCAGUGGGGGAGGAGGAGGAGGAGGAGUAGGAGGAAGUGUAGGAGUGAGUGUUGGGAGAGCUGUUGGCAUCACCAGUGCCACAUCUCGUUGCUCCCCGUCAAAACCUCUACCUUCCCAGCUGACCCAGCCCAUGUUCUCUGUUUCCUCAAGCUCAGUGCCUGCCUCCCUUCCUGCCCGGGCCAGGGCGCCACCUCCACCACAGCAACACCCGGCCGGUAGCGGGGUGGUGGCCUAUAUGGGUGGUGGGGAGGAAAUGGCAAGUCCAGAAGGAGUGGACGACGCAGACAUGCAAGGGCUCUGGCAUAUGCUGCCAUCGACUGGUGACAAUUCCCCUGCUUUGCCCAGAUCACACCAACCCCCCUCCACCACCCCCACCUCGACUUAUCCCCCUCGUGCCAUCUCCAACCCUGCCAGCAGCCACUUGCCAUCAGGCUCUAGGAGUGCAGACCGUAAGCCACCUCAAGUGAAAGCACUGGGGCUCAGUAAGAUUCCAGUGGUUGGCGGAGCAGGAGGCCGGGUAGCUAAACCGCCUCUUCCUCACACACACGGCCGUCAUCCCACAUCGCCUGGCGAAAAAGAGCCACUCAGUGAUGAGGGCUACUGGGACACACCCUCAGCGACACCCACCGCGACACCUGAUGAAAGCGGGUUGCAGCGUAACGAGAGGAUGGCUCUAUCACGUGACAGUUGCUCUGGAGACAACCUUUAUGACCUAUACAACGACCCUGAAGAGGAGGAAGAGAAUGAAGACCUGGAUCGAGAUGAGGAUCUAAACAGUACUCCCUCUCCAUCUACUGAAUACAAACUGAGCCCCACCUCCCAAACAACUCCUCCUUCCUCCUCCUCCUCUUCUUCCUUUCGAUCAAUGAAAGGUAGUACCAGCCUUCCCCGGGAAUCCAAGAUCCCGGUCUGCGCCAGACAAACCACACCCCCACACUCUGUAAGCCAGUCAGCUCUAUCGUCUGUCCUAGAGGCUGAAUCUCCUCCACCAAAGACCCAAGCACCACCCCCGGUUCGCACCAGAAUCCCUGUAUCCAAGGUGCCCGUCCGUCGCUCUGGAAACAAACCUGGCAGUACCACCAGAGGAACCGCCUCCAAGAAGUAG
Molecule: messenger RNA, 2106 nt
Organism: Scomber japonicus (chub mackerel)
Lineage: Eukaryota; Metazoa; Chordata; Actinopteri; Scombriformes; Scombridae
Gene: amer2
Product: APC membrane recruitment protein 2
Exons: 1
Coding region: 1-2106 (701 amino acids)
Biological process (GO): regulation of canonical Wnt signaling pathway
Cellular component (GO): plasma membrane
Molecular function (GO): beta-catenin binding; phosphatidylinositol-4,5-bisphosphate binding
Source: RefSeq, a predicted model, not a curated record